Oncorhynchus masou masou (cherry salmon) is the source of this 1929-nucleotide messenger RNA. RefSeq names its product transmembrane protein 41aa (gene tmem41aa). Lineage: Eukaryota; Metazoa; Chordata; Actinopteri; Salmoniformes; Salmonidae. The coding region runs from base 95 to 937 and encodes 280 amino acids. The transcript is spliced from 5 exons. The record is from RefSeq and is a predicted model, not a curated record.
CUCUUCGGUCCAGCGCUUAUUGUCGUCCCCCUUCUGUCUCACCCGAUACUUGGUUCCUGUAUUGCAUAUAGACUAACUAGCUUCUUCUUUAACUAUGCGGUCAAUUGUGGGUUUAAUUGUUGUAAUUACCGCCGCUACUUUCUAUCUGUACAUUCUGUCUUCUUACCUUCCGACCGGACCGCGACAACUCCCACCCAAAGCGACGGAGAACGAAGAAACGUCUGACAUCGACACUAACAAGGACAGUGGGGAAUUCAAAGAACACAGGCUGAAGUUCCCCUCAGACCUGGUAGAGCUGAGGGAACUGGCUGAGCUGCUCCAGUUCUACAAGACAGAACACACUGGAUACGUUCUGCUUCUCUUCUGUAGCGCCUAUCUCUACAAGCAGUCCUUCGCCAUUCCUGGCUCCUCCUUCCUGAACAUUCUAGCAGGUGCUCUGUUUGGCCCAUGGCAGGGCUUAGUACUAGCCUGUGUUCUGACCACUGUGGGCUCCACCAUGUGUUACCUCCUCUCCCAGGCCUUCGGUAAGCGCUACAUCACAAACCUCUUCCCUGGCCAGGUCUCCAUGCUGCAGAGGAAGGUGGAAGAGAACCAGUCCUGUCUGUUCUUCUUCCUCCUCUUCCUCAGGUUCUUCCCCAUGACUCCUAACUGGUUCCUCAACAUGUCCGCCCCCAUCGUCAACAUCCCUGUCACAUUCUUCUUCUUCUCUGUCUUCAUCGGCCUGAUCCCAUAUAACUUCAUCUGUGUCCAGACGGGCUCCAUGCUGUCUGAAGUGUCCUCUCUGGAUGACCUGUUCUCCUGGGGCAGAGUGCUACAGCUGCUGGGCAUAGCCUGUGUGGCUCUGCUCCCCGGGACCCUCAUUAGACACUACAGCCAGACACACCUCAAACUGGACGGCCUGGAGGAGAACAAUGGAGUCAACAAGAAGACUCAGUGAGGAGCGAACAAGGGUCUCCGCGUCCUGUGGAAAUAACAACACAUAGAGGAUGAAGUUGUAGGAUUUGGAGUACCUUGGUAUUUUUGGGAUGGUCUGUACUCUCCAAGUUCAGCCUCCAUUUUGUUGGUAAGACUCUGAGCAUCCUGAGUCAGCCUGUACAUAUUCCUGCCAGUGGGCUGGAUACAGGCGAAAACAUGAUCAAAUAGGUUGGGAACUGAGGUUUCCUACAGUAGAUGACCUCACAGCAGAAGGGAGAUGUGGAAGUCUGUGUGUAUGUUAAGAGAUUGUAUGGACCGAGUCUAUGUCUGUGUGAAGGUAUUUUAAGACAUUUGUGUUUUUAUGGGUGAAGGGAGGAGACAUAUUAAUUCAAAAUCAUUGUGUUGAUGUUCUUGUUUGAUGAAGAUACCUUUAUUUUUUGAAUAGACUACAUUCUAUUGUUGGUACUGAUACACACAUACCUUUUGAAGUGGCCUGUGCUUCUGUUUUAAACAGCAAGCUACCUCAAAGCAGAACAAGAUGUCCCGCCAAGACAAUUCUAGGGAGGGAGAGGUGAAUGGGUUUUGUAUGUUUUUACAUAGGGAAUUGAUUGGGUAUGUUUUUUUUUAAACAUAUUUUUCUGAAUUGUUAGACCUGUAUUUUAUUGAAACACAAUAUUUUUACUAACUGCCUAUCAGCGUUAGUGUGAUUGAAAUUUAAAGGCAAUGUUCCCGUGUUAGGCUAAAUGCAUUCACGGUAAAUGCUGCAUAUGUCAUCUCAGUUGGAAAUUACCUUUAAAUUUAGAUUGCGCAAUCUGUAAGGUUCAGUGAUUCAGUUAGGACUCUCUUCACCUUGAUUGAGUGUUUGUGUAAAUACAAGGGUUUCCUUUCCUAAUUGUCAACAAGUUAUCAAUUGUGAGGAAUGUGAAUUUAAAAAAAUCUUUUGUCACUUUCAAAAUGUAAAUGUUUUCUGUCUGGAUAUCUUAUUUGUCAAUAAAAAUAACAGGUGAACAACAA